GUGAACCUCACCGUCCGAGUUGUCGGUGACGAUCUUUACGCGCCCGGAUCCCCCACUUCCCUCCCCAUGCGCCGACCGUGGUCUCCCAGCUCAGAUCCCUCUGUCGAGGCAGUGGACUUCUCCGAUUACCAGCGCGCCAUCACCAACAACUCUCCUUACGACAACAGGCAGUACACCGGCCGAUCUCACGAACCUUACGACCCGCGAUACGAUAACGAGUACUCUAACGACAAUAUUCACGACUAUGCUAGUGGGAGGGGAUACACAAAUGGCAUUGACUAUCCUACUGGCAAUGACUUCACGAACGUGGUGUCACCCGUGCCCCGACACGCACCUGCUCCCUUUUCCCCUCCGCUCUCCCCGCCUGCGAUGACGGUGGCUAGCCACUCGAGUGCGGAUAGCUACGGUGGCAUGUCAUCUUUUGCUGCUGCAAGCAAUUCCUCUGUUCCCCCAGGCGCCGCCCCUCGCCAGCACUAUGCCGAUCCCUUCACCUCUACCAAUCCUUACAACCGCGAAUCCUACAGACCUUCUUCCGCCGAGCUCGACAUCACGAAUGUUGGAAGAAGGCCCUUCUCCCGUCCUCCCGAACCCGCACACACCACACAUUACUACCCAGAAAGCGACUACGCUCCCCCUUCACCCUACCGCUCCAAUCGCUCGCAUGCGUCACAUCCUUCCUCGAGGCGCGGCACGUAUGACUACAACGAUCCUUUCGCGUCUCGUCCCUCGCUCGCCGGAUCCCAAACGUCGAGGAAUACCGUCAGUAACCCAUUCGAUCCGGCUGCUACUAUCAAGCACGGUGGCAAACAGCGCAAGUUUAAGGGAGAGGGACCGUAUGGGAAUCUGGACUCUCCAGGGUCGUAUGGGUAUGACGACCCUUUCUCUACACCGUCAUACGGCCCACCAUCGUACGGGCAUGAGCCGUAUAUUGGCGCAAGGUCGUACGGUGGCGAGCCUGUGUUGCCCUGGGGCCCUGACGAUGACGCCGACCGCGCAACCAUCACCGACGAAGUCAAGGAAGAGCGCGUUCGUAUGCUCGAAGAGCGCUUCUCUUCCAAACCCUCUCCAACCUUCCGCCCUGACCCCGACGACGCCGGCGAGUACCGCGACCCUAGCACUGGUGCUCUCAUCGUAGGCACCGCAGAUCGCCAGGGCGACCUCGUCACGCAGGGUCCUCGCAAGCGGCUUGCCGUGCGCAUUCUGCAGGUGCUGUUCGCCAUCGGUGCCGCGAUUCCGGCGAUUUGGGCCGCAUUGUUUGUGCAUCCGAAGAAAGAUCCUUCGCUGAAGGGCAGCACGGCGAGCUAUGUGCUGUAUGUGUGGGGUGCAAUUGGGUUUGUGUUGAUCCUUGCCGUCUACUUCAUCCACCCGUGUAUGCGGCGGCGCAAGUUUGCGAAGGCGAGGGGCGCGAGUGUGGGUGGGCUGGCGAAUACGGGCAUGAUGGUGCUGCCCGUCAUGCAGCCGGGCGGGAAGAAGAAGGACAAGGGGAUGAAGAGGAAGAAAGGACGAGGACCACCAUCCGGCGACGUGCAAGUCAACCUAAUCGUCGACCCCGCAAUGUUCGGCCGCGGAAGGGACGAGGAAGAGGAGUCCGAAGAGGAGGAGCCGCGCCGAGAACGGAGAGGCGGCGGGCCGCCGGGUGGCUGGGACGGCGAUAGCAGCUCGGCGGGCUUUCGGAAGGAUGAGGAAUGGGGUGCGGCACCGCCUAGCAAGAAGAAGCGGAAACCCCGACGGUCGGUUAUGGCCUCGCUCGCAGCCGAGAAACACUGGGAACGAGCAAGGUCUUACACUCAUAAACUCAUAUGGGUCGAUGGCGCGAUGCUUGUCGUCUACUUCGCCGUCUUCAUCUUUUCCGCCAUUGGUGGUUCAUGUACAGCUGGCGACGACGGAAAGACGUGGUGUACCGCGUACGACGCGAGUCGAGCAUGCGCGUGCAUAACAGCCCUAUCCUUCGGCAUCACCAUAUUCUUCGGGGUGAAGGAUCUCGCUGCGAGCAAGACCAGUCCUCGACAACGGGGUGUAUAACGCAUGGGGGUGUCAACAUGUGUAUGUGCAUACCGGGCGGAUGGUUGCGUAUCGCAUCUGAGGGGCUACCACAUACUUACGAAACGUACGACGCGCUCUCCGAUAUGGAGAGUAUGACCGGACCCUCGAACCUUGCUUCAUCUAUCGCACUGGCGUGCCACAAAUGUGUUGUACUGCGCAUGCGCAUGGACACUGUGCUACUGUUGUGCUACUUCCUACCUUACGCGUGUUGUCCAGUACAUGAACAUCUUUAUUGCUAAUAACGCAAGUAGGUUUGAAGGACUACACAAGGGCGUUGUUUGUGGCAACCGCUGCCGAGUGGCAACGUAGUACUUUCUGGAGUCUCUGAAAA
Schizophyllum commune H4-8 is the source of this 2374-nucleotide messenger RNA. RefSeq lists its product as uncharacterized. The transcript is spliced from 8 exons. Bases 67 to 2022 code for a protein of 651 amino acids. Lineage: Eukaryota; Fungi; Basidiomycota; Agaricomycetes; Agaricales; Schizophyllaceae. The record is from RefSeq and is a predicted model, not a curated record.